AUGUCCUACGGAGCAAGAGCGUUUGAAAGGUUGCAGGGAAAAACAGUAUUGAUUACUGGUGCUUCGUCUGGAAUUGGCGAAGCUACCACCCGGGAACUUGCAGAGGCUGCAGAAGGAAAUCUUAAAUUCAUUCUAACCGCAAGAAGGAAGGAUAGAUUGGAGAGUUUGAAAACAGAGUUAGAACUGAAGUACCCUUCUAUUAAAGUUGCUGCUGUCCAACUAGAUGUAUCCAAAUUGGGUCAAAUUCAAUCAUUCGUGGAAGAUUUGCCAGAGGAGUUCUCGGACAUUGAUAUUUUGAUAAAUAAUGCUGGAAAAGCCCUCGGGAGGGAGGAAGUUGGUCAUAUUGAUGAGAAUGACAUUAGGGAGAUGUUUGAUACGAAUGUGUUAGCAUUAAUAAUGCUUACACAGAAAGUAUUGGGGGUUUUUAAGGCCAAGAAUUCUGGUGAUAUUGUGAAUUUAGGAUCGAUUGCAGGGAGAGAUCCGUACCCUGGAGGUGGUAUAUACUGCCCUACUAAAGCGGCAGUGAAAUCUUUCUCCCAUGCAUUACGGAAGGAGUUGAUCAAUACCAAAAUCAGGGUUAUUGAAGUUGAUCCAGGAAAUGUUGAAACUGAAUUUUCCAACGUUAGAUUUCGUGGGGAUUUAGAGAAAGCUAAAGCGGUCUACUCAGGAACCGAGCCGUUGGUUGCAAUUGAUAUAGCCGAAAUCAUUGUUUUCGCGCUUACCAGAAAGGAGAAUACUGUUCUUGCUGAAACUUUGGUUUUUUCCACAAACCAAGCUUCGGCAUCCCACCUAUACCGUGAAAACUAG
Sungouiella intermedia is the source of this 807-nucleotide messenger RNA. Lineage: Eukaryota; Fungi; Ascomycota; Pichiomycetes; Serinales; Metschnikowiaceae. The record is from the annotation of a GenBank genome assembly.